UGAAUACACUGUAUAUUACGCUCGCAUUGAAUCGACGCGUGUUUUGUGUCACAAAUAUUUUGCAUUGAAUUUCCUUUUCCUGCGAAACGAUGGCUAAAGCGAUCUCAAAGAAGCGCAAAUUCGUGUCGGACGGUAUCUUCAAAGCAGAAUUGGAUGAAUUUCUGCGCCGAGAGUUGGCUGAGGAUGGAUACAGCGGUGUUGAGGUGCGGAUGAGUCCCACGCGGACUGAGAUAAUCAUUUUGGCGACGAGGACUCAGUCCGUGUUGGGAGAGAAGGGCCGACGCAUUCGCGAGUUGACUAGUGUUGUCCAGAAGAGGUUCAACUUCCAGGAGGGAACCGUUGAGAUGUACGCGGAGAAGGUGUCGGACAGAGGUCUGUGCGCUAUCGCUCAGUGCGAAUCACUGCGAUAUAAGCUGAUCGGAGGUCUGGCCGUCCGUCGGGCGUGUUAUGGAGUGUUGCGCUUCAUUAUGGAGUCGGGCGCUAAGGGCUGCGAAGUGGUGGUCAGCGGGAAGUUGAGGGGACAGAGGGCUAAGAGCAUGAAGUUUGUGGACGGAUGGAUGAUUCACUCCGGACAGCCCACCAACGACUACGUGGACACCGCUGUCCGACACGUACUGCUCAGACAGGGAGUGCUCGGCAUUAAGGUGAAGAUUAUGUUGUCGUGGGAUAUGACCGGCAAGAAAGGGCCAAAACUGCCGCUUCCGGACAACGUUAACAUCGUUGAGCCCAAGGAUGAGAUCAUACCGUCUCAGCCCUUCUCCGAGUCUAAAGAGGCGAAACCCGCGGCCGCCGUUCCCAUCAUGAGUUAGACAUGAGUUAGACUCGUAUUUAACACUAAUUUUUUGUUUAAAAUGAAUAAAAAUUACAUUUAAUUACGAAA
Molecule: messenger RNA, 880 nt
Organism: Medioppia subpectinata
Lineage: Eukaryota; Metazoa; Arthropoda; Arachnida; Sarcoptiformes; Oppiidae
Source: the annotation of a GenBank genome assembly